This is a messenger RNA of Rhizopus microsporus ATCC 52813, 1056 nucleotides long. RefSeq names its product G-protein beta subunit. Gene Ontology annotation, molecular function: protein binding; signaling receptor complex adaptor activity. Gene Ontology annotation, cellular component: heterotrimeric G-protein complex; cytoplasm. Bases 1 to 1056 code for a protein of 351 amino acids. The transcript is spliced from 3 exons. The record is from RefSeq and is a predicted model, not a curated record. NCBI's taxonomy places the organism in Eukaryota, Fungi, Mucoromycota, Mucoromycetes, Mucorales, Rhizopodaceae. Gene Ontology annotation, biological process: G protein-coupled receptor signaling pathway.
AUGAACCAUAAUAACAACCAUGAUAGUGAUAUUCCUGAACGUAUUGCAGCUGCCAGAAGAGAAGCAGAAGCAUUGAAAGAACGUAUCAAGCAAAGAAAAGAAGCUUUGGCUGAUACAACACUGCAAGAAAUGGCUAAAGAUAUUGAACCACUGCCACGUAUUGUGAUGAAGGCAAAGAGAACAUUAAAGGGCCACUUGGCCAAGAUUUAUUCUAUGCACUGGGCAACGGAUAAACGACAUUUAGUGUCUGCUUCACAGGAUGGUAAAUUGAUCGUCUGGGAUGCUUUUUCAACCAAUAAAGUGCACGCUAUCCCUUUAAGAUCUUCUUGGGUGAUGACAUGUGCAUAUGCACCUAGUGGAAGCUUUGUUGCCUGUGGUGGUUUAGAUAACAUUUGCUCUAUCUAUAACUUGAAGACUCGGGAUGGUCCUGUUCGUCCUGGUCGUGAAUUAUCCGGACAUAACGGAUAUCUCUCUUGUUGCCGAUUUAUUAAUGACCGACAAGUAUUGACGGCAUCAGGAGAUAUGACAUGUAUGCUCUGGGAUAUUGAUGCAGGUGUAAAAACCGAAGAAUUUGCGGAUCAUACAGGAGAUGUGAUGAGUCUCUCAUUAGGGCCCAAUCCAAAUAUAUUUGUCAGUGGAGCUUGUGAUAGCACAGCCAAAGUAUGGGAUAUUCGUACCAAACGAUGCGUACAGACAUUUAUGGGACAUGAAUCAGAUAUCAAUGCAGUACAAUUUUUUCCUAAUGGAGAUUCUUUUGCUACAGGCUCAGAUGAUGCAACAUGUAGACUGUUUGACCUGAGGGCAGAUUGUGAACUAAGCGUUUACUCACAUGAGUCCAUCCUGUGUGGUAUCACAUCAAUAGGAUUUUCACCCUCUGGAAGACUCUUGUUUGGUGGAUAUGAUGACUAUAAUUGUAAUGUUUGGGAUACGCUUAAAUGUGAACGAGUAGGCGUAUUAUCUGGCCAUGACAACAGAGUGUCAUGUUUGGGCGUUGCCGGUGACGGUAUGGCCUUAUGUACCGGAAGUUGGGAUGCUACAUUGAAGGUGUGGGCAUAA